This is a messenger RNA of Conger conger (European conger), 4924 nucleotides long. RefSeq names its product A-kinase anchor protein SPHKAP-like. The coding region runs from base 232 to 4203 and encodes 1323 amino acids. Gene Ontology annotation, cellular component: cytoplasm. The transcript has 10 exons. Gene Ontology annotation, molecular function: protein kinase A binding. The record is from RefSeq and is a predicted model, not a curated record. NCBI's taxonomy places the organism in Eukaryota, Metazoa, Chordata, Actinopteri, Anguilliformes, Congridae.
UGCGUUAACGGCUGCCUGCCAUUCGUCCGUUAGAGGUCGCGUUGCCAGGUACUGCACAGCGGCGCGGCACGAGAACAUCCUUUCCCAUCCUUGUACGGACCCCGUUACCUGCACAGCCUCGCCGCAAACACAGAGCGGUCUCUCCGUCGUAGAAAAUGUAACUGAAUCUGUUUCUGUCUGACUGGACGGCUGGAGCGACUCUGAAAGCACAGUACUAUACCGCUCUCCGCCAUGUUGGAGGUCUCAGGACCUCCCCACCCUGAGGGGCUCAGCUCAGAGACGAACCUGGGGACUACAACCACUGCCUGUAAAAAGGUGCAGUGCAGCAGUGGUCCGUUGGACUCGGCCGAGUUCUGGUCGAGGAACGACAAGGUGCUCUGCCAGAUCGACUUCCUGGAGGGCAGCAGCCAGGACCGCUGCACCAAGAUCUGUUUUGUGAACCUGGAGCAGUGUGAUGUCACUCAAAAGGACAAUGGCUGGGCACAGACAUUAGCCUCCAUCUCUCCCUCCCUGCCAGAGCUGGUCCUCUCUGAGAAAGCGCAGCGUCUUCAGGAGAGUGAGAUUAUGCUCCUGAGCAAUCUGCAGUCUCCCAAGGCCUCCACCUCCCAACAGAGCCAGCCAGCCGCCAGCGUGUGUCUGCUUCGCUGUGCGCGGAGUUGCCAGGGCGACAGCGCGGCCCGCGAGAUAAACAGGUUCCUGACCGCCCUGGGGUCGGGCAGAGAGCUGCAGAGCCGCGGCGACCCGCUGGGCCAGCAGACCGAGGAAGACGCCGAGCUUUCCGUGUCCUCUGUCGACGACGACUUCCUGUCUGCCUCGGAACACCUGGGAGAGAACAAUGAGGGGGACACCCUCCAAGCAGAUGUUGCCAGUGGAAACAUCACAGACACCCUGCAGGGUGGGCCAGGCUCGUUAGAGCUAACCAACAGCCAGCAGCCCUGCCAAAGGACACCUCGGGACAACUACUCAUGUGUCCGUGACCAGGGGGCCGUACCCUGUGCCGUGACCCCUGACCUCCUCGUCCCCUCCUUGUCAGAAAUUACCCUCCCUAAGGAGGGGCAUGAGGUGGCCCCCGGCUCCCAGUCCUACUCCUUCAAACUCCCGAAGAUCAUCAUCAUGCAGAGCACGGACAGCGAUGACGGCACAGGCGAUCACCCGGGGUCCCCGACCUUGAAGGUCGUCCCCCGCGAUGCGCCAGGAGAGGGGGCGGUGCCUCGCUCCUCUUGCCCCUGGCCGGACCUCCCGCCCCUCGUGUGUGCCGCCACCAUCACCUCCGCCUACCCCAGGCUCCGGGGUCCCGUCCCCCCGCUGCUGAAGGCGAGGGGCGAGAGGCAGGACUUCUCGCUCUUCUCCGCCCUGUGCGGGGCGGCCCAGGUGGCGGGGGCCGUGGCCCUCGCCGACUUGGCCAAGGCGGACGACGCCGCCGACGCGGAGGCGUUCCGCGCCAACAUCGCUCGGGUGCUCCUCGGCGAGGCGUCCGCCAUCUUGUGCCAGCGGGACGACGGGAGGAGCGUCGCGGACCUCCUGCGGUCCGGCGGCGGAGGCGGCGGCCAGGCGAACGACGCGAUCCUGGGGUCGGACGUCCGGCGCUCGGGCGGCCGCCGGAAGGUGGACCGCUUCACCCGCGCGGUCGCCGACAGCAUCUGGGAGCAAGCGGCGAAGAGAGCGGCGGUGAAGACGGGCGGGGAGAGCGGAGACGCGCCCCCGGUGCAGGACGCCCUGCUGGAGAGCAUGAACGCCAUUCUGUUCGAUGUCCUGUGCGUCACGGCGAAGAAGAUCAGUGACACUUCAGUACACAGCGCGGGCGUGUCUGUCGGACGAGGGAGCGAAAAAGACCAGCCCGGGGCUUUGAAAAAGUCGAGCGGGGAACCUUUGGACCAAUUGCUGCAGCUCUCUGCGUCCAGGCUGACCGAUAGCUGGGGACAGAGCAGUGUGUCUCCCUGCGCAGAUGCCCUGUCUGCCUUUCCAGUUAAGGAGGACAGUACCCAGGAGGAGGGCGAGGAUGAGGAAGAUGCUGAAAUACCAAGCUCAGACUACACGCAAACGGGCAAAGAUUGCCAAGGAGCCAGUCAAUUUAAAGGAGAUUCCUCUUCAGGCAGGGGUUGCUCUGACCUAUCAGGGCAGUCAGGCAGGAAAAACACAGGCGAUGUCAAAAUCGAUUCGGAGAGUGAGAAAACUCCCGCCGGCACGGACCCCAAGACCUGCCCUUCAGUCAGAGAGAAAACGCCGCCGGUCCCAGAGAACAAACCGUCUCUGCUGACCCCCCAGUUCACACAGUCCUCUCCACUCGCGGUCACGAGAAGCACAACAACUCACGAAGCGCUCGCAUCCCCUGUCUCCAGCUUCGCCGACGACCUGGCUGCUACGGUCGUCUCCAUGGCGACGGAGCUAGCGGCGAUCUACCUGGAGAACUCGAGCGGGAAGCAGCCGUGGUUCUGCGGGCUGAAGGGCGCGGUCGGCAAGGCCCCACAGCGCCUCCUGCUGCCCUGCCGCAGCGCGGCGGGAAGGAGAAAGGAAUCGCAGAGUGACUGCAGCGGCGUUCUCGCGGUCGCCAAGAAGCACCGCCCGCCGCGUCUCAGCGAGAUCAAGCGCAAGGCGGAGGAGCAACCAGAGCUCAUGGACAGGCUGGUGAACCGGGUGGUGGACGAGACCGUGAUCCUGGACGAGCCCCCGGACCCCGCGUUGGCGUCCGAGGGCCCUGCCAAGGCCGUGGCCUGUCCUGAGCUCAGCGUGGUGGACACGUCCGCUGAGGACCAGCCCCAGAGCCGGCCGGGGUGCGAGAAUUCGGGCGGAGGGACGACAGCGGGCCGAGGGAGCAUCCCGGAGGAUGAGGACGGCCCCGCCGUCGCCCUGGGCCCUGCAGCCCGUCUGGGGCAGGACCUGAGCCGGGGGGGCUCCAUAUCCAAGCAGUCGAGCUGCGAGAGCAUCACGGAUGAGUUCUCCAGGUUCAUGGUGCACCAGAUGGAGAGCGAGGGGCGGGGCUUCGACCUGCUGCUGGACUACUACGCGGGGAAGAGCGCCGGCAGCAUCCUGAGCGCCGCCAUGCAGCAGGUGGCCGGCCGGAGGAGCAACGGCCGCCUCAACGUCCGCGCCGCCUGCGUGUCCAAGCAGUCCAGCACGGAGAGCAUCACCGAGGAGUUCUACCGCUUCAUGCUCCGGGACCUGGACGGGGACGGCGGCGACCGCGGCCUGGCCAGAGCCAAGGAGUGGAGCAACACCCUGCUGCCUCCGACGCCCCGGUCGCCCUUCUGCAUCCGCCAGUCGUCCAUGCCGGACCGCCGCUCGUCCGACUCCAGGCUGACCGUGAACGCGCCGGUCAAGGCCAACUCGUUCGACUUUGGCCGGAGCAGCCACAGGAGCACCCUGGACGUCUACCCCGCGGGGUCGUCGUCGGGGUCGGGCCUGUGCCGCUCGGACUCCUGCCUGUACCAGAGGGGUCAGAUGGACCGCAUCACGGACGCGUUAAUCCACGACACCUGGCGCGGCUCCAUCGAGUCCUUGAUGCGCAAGAACAAGAUCAUCGGGGACGAACCGGCGGACGAGGAGGGCCCCGGGGAUCGGAGGCCGCACGUCGAGGUCUACGCCAACCGCCUGGUGGCGGACAUCAUGGAGAGCGGGAAGUCCACGCUGGGCAGCCGCCGCCCCGCCUCCGUGGGCGAGAGGAGGCGGUGCUUCAGGGCCAAGGCGGAGUUCGACUGGAGCGGGUGGGGCCAGGGAGGAGACGCCACCCCUCCGCCGGGCUCCAGGGACGUGCCACAGAUUCACAUCCAGGAGGACCAGAGGGAGCAACUCGACGACGGCAGGCUCUGCCAGUCGCCGGAGGAGAGUCCACAUUCACCCCUCCAGACGAGCAGCGAAUCCUGGGGCCAGAGUGAUUCUGCUAAAGACUGCCUGGAGGAUGGAGAAGCAGGGGGCAGUGGCAGGCAGACUGAGGUGCUGGUGAUGAACUUUGACCUGGGUGGGGAGUGCCUAGACUGGAACCUUCAAGCUACUCUGCAGUGGAUCGCUGCUACAGAACUGGGCCUGCCCGCCAUCUUUUUCCAGAAACCUCCGGGGAGAACAGACAAGUUCCAGGAUGUGGUGCAGCUGGUGUGCCAGAGGGGCUGGACCGUGGGGAACCUCUUCUGCGCGGUGAUGCAGUUCUGUGAGACACACGAGGAAAGGGCCGACUUUUUGGACUGGCUCUUGGAAAGACUCUGUCCUUGAUUUACAUAUUACAAGAGACUCCGCACUGAGACAUUUGCAUAUUCCAGGGCACCUGCCCCUGGUAAAUUUACAUAUUUUAAGACUCCACCCCGAAACAUUUUCAUAUUACAUGAGACUCUGCCCUCAUAUAUUUACAUAUUACAUGAGACUCCACACUCAUACAUUUACAUAUUACAGAGACUCCACGCCUGAAACAUUCACAUAUUACAGGAGACUCUGUCCAUGCCAGAUUCAGAACCUGCAAGAAAGCUCAUUGUUCAAAAUAAGAUUUUUAAAGCAAUGUUUCGUCGCAGUAUUCAAACAACAUUUGUUUAUUGCAACACAGGGUUAAUCUGAAAUGUAAUCAGUUUGAUCUGGGGUUAAGAGCCCAUGACGUCAUCGAAGGUUGAGGGGAAAUGCAGAUUGGUCACAUGAUCCCAUGGUGUUCCCACAUUGAUUCCGGUUUGCAAACGCUUGUAAGGUAUCUAUGGUCAUAUGAUGUGAUCCUUGUAUUUUAGAGAUCCUGUAAACGUUCUCAUCGUUGAUGCGUUGAUGUCAUGUAUGCUUCGGUGGUUUGGAGGUGAGAUGAACUAAUUCACACUGGUUUAAUGUUUUAAACGGGAGAGGUAUAACACGUUCAGUUUGUAAUGUGACACUGUACCCUGGUACAGUAUGUAAUGUAUUCAGCUGUUAGCUGUUACUGUAUAGGAUAUGAAAUAAAUGUGUAAUUCUGCUUGUGUAA